UGCCCCAUCAUUGGUGUCAGUGGGAGGAAUAGUGCCCCAUCACUGGUGUCAGUGGGAGGAAUAGUGCCCCAUCACUGGUGUCAUUGGAGGAAUAGUGCCCCAUCACUGGUGUCAGUGGGAGGAAUAGUGCCCCAUCACUGGUGUCAGUGGGAGGAAUAGUGCCCCAUCACUGGUGUCAGUGGGAGGAAUAGUGCCCCAUCAUUGGUGUCAGUGUGGUGGAGGGGAGAAUAGUGCCCCAUCGUUGGGGUCAGGGGGGGGGAAAUAGUG
Messenger RNA from Staurois parvus, 267 nucleotides. Lineage: Eukaryota; Metazoa; Chordata; Amphibia; Anura; Ranidae. The record is from the annotation of a GenBank genome assembly.